Molecule: messenger RNA, 2197 nt
Organism: Peromyscus eremicus (cactus mouse)
Lineage: Eukaryota; Metazoa; Chordata; Mammalia; Rodentia; Cricetidae
Gene: Fzd7
Product: frizzled class receptor 7
Exons: 1
Coding region: 1-1719 (572 amino acids)
Biological process (GO): canonical Wnt signaling pathway; non-canonical Wnt signaling pathway
Cellular component (GO): plasma membrane
Molecular function (GO): Wnt receptor activity; Wnt-protein binding
Source: RefSeq, a predicted model, not a curated record
AUGCGGGGCCCCGGCACUGCGGCUUCGCACCCGCCCCUGGGCCUGUGCGCCCUGGUGCUGGCGCUUCUGGGCGCGCUGCCCGCGGGCACCCGGGCUCAGCCGUACCACGGCGAGAAGGGCAUCUCGGUCCCGGACCACGGCUUCUGCCAGCCCAUCUCCAUCCCGUUGUGCACGGAUAUCGCCUACAACCAGACCAUCCUGCCCAACCUGCUGGGCCACACGAACCAAGAGGACGCGGGCCUCGAGGUGCACCAGUUCUACCCGCUGGUGAAGGUGCAGUGUUCUCCCGAGCUGCGCUUCUUUUUGUGCUCCAUGUACGCGCCCGUGUGCACCGUGCUCGACCAAGCCAUUCCUCCGUGCCGCUCCCUGUGCGAGCGCGCCCGCCAGGGCUGCGAGGCUCUCAUGAACAAGUUCGGCUUCCAGUGGCCUGAGCGACUGCGCUGCGAGAACUUCCCGGUGCACGGCGCCGGCGAGAUCUGCGUGGGCCAGAACACGUCCGACGGCUCCGGGGGCGCGGGCGGCAGCCCCACCGCCUACCCUACGGCUCCCUACCUGCCAGACCCGCCUUUCACGGCCAUGGCCCCCUCAGAUGGCAGAGGCCGGUGGUCUUUCCCCUUCUCGUGCCCGCGCCAGCUCAAAGUGCCCCCCUACCUGGGCUACCGCUUCCUAGGUGAGCGCGACUGCGGUGCCCCGUGUGAGCCGGGCCGCGCUAACGGCCUCAUGUACUUUAAAGAAGAGGAGAGGCGUUUCGCCCGCCUCUGGGUGGGUGUGUGGUCGGUGCUGUGCUGCGCCUCGACGCUCUUCACGGUGCUCACCUACCUGGUGGACAUGCGGCGCUUCAGCUACCCAGAGCGACCCAUCAUCUUCCUGUCGGGCUGCUACUUCAUGGUGGCCGUAGCGCACGUGGCGGGCUUCCUGCUGGAGGACCGUGCCGUGUGCGUGGAGCGCUUCUCGGACGAUGGCUACCGCACGGUGGCGCAGGGCACCAAGAAGGAGGGCUGCACCAUCCUCUUCAUGGUGCUUUACUUCUUCGGCAUGGCCAGCUCCAUCUGGUGGGUCAUUCUGUCCCUCACUUGGUUCCUGGCGGCUGGCAUGAAGUGGGGCCACGAGGCCAUCGAGGCCAACUCGCAGUACUUUCACCUGGCCGCGUGGGCUGUGCCGGCGGUCAAGACAAUCACCAUCUUGGCCAUGGGCCAGGUGGACGGGGACCUGCUGAGUGGCGUGUGCUACGUGGGCCUGUCUAGUGUGGAUGCGCUGCGGGGCUUCGUGCUGGCGCCCCUGUUCGUCUACCUCUUCAUCGGCACGUCCUUCCUGCUGGCCGGCUUUGUGUCUCUCUUUCGCAUCCGCACCAUCAUGAAGCAUGACGGCACCAAGACGGAGAAGCUGGAGAAGCUCAUGGUGCGCAUCGGCGUCUUCAGCGUGCUCUACACCGUGCCGGCCACCAUCGUGCUGGCCUGCUACUUCUACGAGCAGGCCUUCCGCGAGCACUGGGAGCGCACCUGGCUCCUGCAGACCUGCAAGAGCUACGCGGUGCCCUGCCCUCCGGGCCACUUCCCGCCCAUGAGCCCGGACUUCACCGUCUUCAUGAUCAAGUACCUGAUGACCAUGAUCGUGGGCAUCACGACCGGCUUCUGGAUCUGGUCGGGCAAGACCCUGCAGUCAUGGCGUCGCUUCUACCAUAGACUAAGCCACAGCAGUAAGGGGGAGACUGCGGUAUGAACCCCGGUCCUUCCCCGACCCUUGCCACUUCCUACCCCCUUGGAGGAGGAGAGGCGUGGUAGGGAAAAAAACUGCUGGGCGGGGACUUGUUUCUGUAGGCUACCCCCUCCUCCACUGAGCUUUAACAUGGAAGUGAGAAGUUAUUUGGAGGUGAGAAGAGAUUUGGGGUGAGAGGCGGUUUUGAGAGGGGGCCUGAGUGAAAAGUCAGAAGGCAGUGUGGAUGAAAAAGACUUCUGGUUAAGACUUGCGGGAUGAUGCUAACUGUGAAAGAUAGGGGCCGGCCAGGGCCUUCAGGGAGAGGUUGAGGUCAGCCGAGACUGGUGAGUUCUUCCCGGCGCCAGGGCUGAGUCCAGUCCCUGCUGCAAGACCAGUGGCUGUCCUCACUCGAGUGAGGCCGGGGGAGGGGGGAGAUAGCGCUCCGUCUGCUGCCUGGGCUUUGUUGGGAAGAUGGGGGCCCCCUGUGGUGCCCUUGUCAAGC